Molecule: messenger RNA, 1524 nt
Organism: Mytilus trossulus (common blue mussel)
Lineage: Eukaryota; Metazoa; Mollusca; Bivalvia; Mytilida; Mytilidae
Product: neuronal acetylcholine receptor subunit alpha-3-like
Exons: 6
Coding region: 77-1384 (435 amino acids)
Biological process (GO): signal transduction; monoatomic ion transmembrane transport; regulation of membrane potential
Cellular component (GO): synapse; neuron projection; plasma membrane
Molecular function (GO): excitatory extracellular ligand-gated monoatomic ion channel activity; transmembrane signaling receptor activity; transmitter-gated monoatomic ion channel activity involved in regulation of postsynaptic membrane potential
Source: RefSeq, a predicted model, not a curated record
CAACUGUCUUGAUAUAUAUGUGUGGUUUGUACAUUUUCUAGUUGACCCUUCGGAAUGUAGAAUUAUACAUUGAAAUAUGUCCCUUGUUAAGAUACAGAUCAUUACACUGCUGAAAAUGACGUUUAAAGGAUUUUUCACUGAAAGAGGAAUUUUUAUUUUCCUUUGUUUCUUAGAUUUAUUUAAAUAUUCCACAUCAUACAAUGUGAGUGAUGCAACUUAUCUUCACAAUCAGUUAUUCGAUCAGUCUGUUUACAAAACAUUGGUACUACCAGACUACCCUGUUAUUGUUAGUGUAGAAUAUAACAUGCUGACUGUUAAUUCAUUGGAUAUGAAGUCACAGACAUUGUCUACAUCCGGUUGGUUUACAGUGGUUUGGAAUGAUAGCCGAUUGGCCUGGAACAAAUCUUCCCAUGGAAAUAUUGAAAAUAUAUAUGUAUCCGAAGACUCAGUUUGGCACCCUAAACUGAUUGUGCAGAAUUCUAUUGAUGACUUGAGUAGUCUUGGCGAUGGUACAACAGUUCGUAUACGAAACGACGGAAAAAUACGAUGGGAGCUGCCCGCCAUUUUGUCUACGUCAUGUGACAUGGAUGUCACGAUCUUCCCAUUUGACAGUCAAAUAUGUGACAUAGAAUUAGCUAGCUGGGGUUUCCACACAGAUGCCGUCAACCUUACAUUCUUGAAAACGAAUUUAGAUUUGGAAGACUACAAUAUCAAUGGAGAAUGGAAUAUUGUAUCAACCUCCCAGCAUGCAUCUGAACUUACGGAAGAAGAUCUGGUCUAUUCGGAACUGUUUUUCCGAAUAGUGUUUGAGAGACUGCCUAAUUAUUACAUCAUGAGCGUUAUAAUUCCGGUUAUACUAACAGCUGUAUUAACAUCUGUAACUUUUAUAUUACCCGUAGAAUCUGGAGAGAAAGUCGGGUAUAUUCUGACAGUGUUACUUGCUCUGGCUGUUUUAUUGACAAUGUUUACAGACAGCAUGCCUACAACAUCAAAACAUACAUCAGUUCUAGUUGUUUUUCUAACAGUGACAGUAGGAUUGGCCUCGUUUGUGAUUAUCGUGACGAUUUUAAUAAUAAGACUCUAUCACGAACCAGAGAACUACAUUGCUCCGGACUGGAUGCAUUCUUUAGUGCGGAGAUUCAGAAAACCACAAAACAGCGGCGUAGAUAAAAAUCAAAUUGAUCAAACUGAGCUCACAGAAAAUAACAAACUGCAAGGAAGCGGCCAUCGAAGCUGUAAAGAAGUCAGUUUGGACAACAUCAAACCAACAUACACCAACAUUGAGUUAGCUUUAUUCUUUGAUAAUUUUCUGUUUAUUGUGUUCACGGUUUUAUAUGUUUUAAUAACCGUUUGUUUCGCUAUAACAUUAUGUGUUGCAGAAUAAUGGAGGCAAACAAAUGAAACAUAUGGGAAACUUUCAAAAAAUCGGAUAUCCAGUAAAAAAAAUUACCGGUUUUUACGUGUACUUAUAUAGUUAUUAAUCAAGCAAGUCGGUAUACAUCAUUUAAUAUGCACAGCGCAGGG